Molecule: messenger RNA, 621 nt
Organism: Echinostoma caproni
Lineage: Eukaryota; Metazoa; Platyhelminthes; Trematoda; Plagiorchiida; Echinostomatidae
Source: the annotation of a GenBank genome assembly
AUGUUGAAAUCUAUACUCUUAGCUGAAGGAACCACUAAGAUAGUGCAAAAUAAGACUGUUUACUGUAAUUCUAUUCCUCAUGUUGGGUUACAUUUGGGACUUACGAUAAUUUGGGCCACAGGUAUGAAUCCGGUUGAUAUACGCAUGUUCCCCUCAUUCAAAGUUCGUGUGACGGGUUUAGAUCCGAAUGCCAAAUACAUUAUGUUAUUGGACUUGGUAGCCAAGGACGAACAUCGCUAUAAAUUUCACAAUGGCAAGUGGACCGUUGCGGGCAAAGCAGAUCCUGAACCGUUACGCAAACCAUACAUGCAUCCGGAUUCUCCAGCCACGGGGGAAGAAUGGAUGCAUAAACCAAUAUCAUUUCACAAACUCAAGCUCACAAACAAUGUGACCGAUCGACAGCACGGGAGCAUAUGCACGUACAUGAACGUUCACACCACACAGGCUCAUCAGUUUAUCACCAAAGUCCCACAAGUCACAUCCGAUUUCACUAGCAUCAGGGACAUAAGGUUGUGUGUGGAGGGAGAGGAGCUGUUGACGAAUUUAGCCUAUUGCUAUACCAAGUACACACAAGAAUUUGUGUGCAUACAGUUAUGCGAAAGGGGAGGGUGUGUCAUGUAA